This is a messenger RNA of Lactuca virosa, 660 nucleotides long. The record is from the annotation of a GenBank genome assembly. NCBI's taxonomy places the organism in Eukaryota, Viridiplantae, Streptophyta, Magnoliopsida, Asterales, Asteraceae.
AUGUGUAGUUUAAGGCAGAAAGGAAGUGGAUGGGGACACUUUGAUGUAUAUCCAAACAUAAGGCUUGCCAUAAAUGAAUUGAAGAUCCAACAAAGGUACUGGAAAGUGCUUCCUAGUGGCCUGAAUACAUUUGAAACAAGAAACUUAGGAGAGUCUUAUGGAGUUGAUUUGGAAAAGAAAACAUGUACUUGUAGGAUUUGGCAAAUGAAUGGGUAUGGGUGUGUACACUCAGUGGCAACCAUUAGUUAUGUAAAUAGAAAUGUAGAGGCAUUUGUUGAUCCUUUAUAUCGUGCUUGCAUUUAUAUGAACACCUACAAGUACUCAAUAGGAAGCAUGAAUGGGACUGCAAUGUGGCCCCCAACAGACUACAUACCACCUUUGCCACCUUUGAAAAGGAAGAUGCUAGGGAGACCAAUUACUAAGAGAAAGAGGGACAAUACUGAGGUUAGUGGAUCACACCGAGUAUCCAAGGCAGGGAAAAAGAUGGUAUGUGGUGUUUGUAAGAAAUCAGGCCACAAUAAGUCAACCUGUGAUGCAGUGUCAAAGGCCGAAAAAAGUCAGGUCAAAAAAAGGAAGGCAGAAGAUGAAGGUGAAACUAGUGCAUUAAAGAAAGGGAAGGGUCAAGGGCAAAGGGCAAAGGGGGAAAAAAGGAAAGGGUGA